Molecule: messenger RNA, 2771 nt
Organism: Frankliniella occidentalis (western flower thrips)
Lineage: Eukaryota; Metazoa; Arthropoda; Insecta; Thysanoptera; Thripidae
Product: ribosome biogenesis protein SPATA5L1
Exons: 10
Coding region: 297-2666 (789 amino acids)
Molecular function (GO): ATP binding; ATP hydrolysis activity
Source: RefSeq, a predicted model, not a curated record
GGCUAGCGUUGCAACACGCCAGCGUCCGCCAACGUGUUGUGGCGGGGCAAAUUUUAAGUAUAUUCCGAAAAAAUCAUUAUUCCUUUUAGUUUUUAGCUUGUCAUCUCCGAUUCGUACAGAAUUUUGGUUUCUAGUUGUUCGGGGCCACUACUGAUUCUUCAAGAAAACAAGAAUUUUAAGAUUUGUAGAUGAAAGUAUUCUUACAGUGAACAAAUUGGAAGGUGGUAUAAUAGUAGCACUUUUGUAUCCGUCUGAAACAGCUUGGAGUCUUCGAGAUUUUGAAUUGGAAAUGCAAAAUGCAAUUAACGGUUGUUCCUCAUGAAGAAACUGUCUUCACUAUCCAGAAGAGUUGCCUCUCUCAAUGGACUACCUUUGGAGAACAGCAUCCAGAAAACUCCUCAAAUGAUGGAAAAUUUGCUUUGGUACAAAUUUCAGAAAAUGCAUAUUGUGUGUGCAAAUUAUUUUUCCAGAGAGAAAUUCACCCAUCCUAUGUCUAUUUAGACUCAAGUGUGGUCCAUUUCAAAAGCAGUGGAAAUAAUGGCAUGCCUAAUGUAUCUUUGGCUAUCAAUAAUGGUUUUGUACAAGACAGCAGGAUAGAAAUCCUGCCACAAGUAGUCUCUUUAAAAAAGUUAAGCCUUACUGUCAUUGUGGAAAAUAUAUCAGACAUCCCACGAUGGAGAAAAGAGAGGGAGAAAUUGGAGGCAGUUGUGUCUGAAAUAUUAAAAUUGUAUGUGAUUACCAGAGACUGCGUUGUAUUUCUGAGGAAUUUGAAAGAUGGUCUGAGACAUGGAAUCUAUGGCUUGGUCAUCCAUUCUUGUUUCCAUUCCACUAAAGAUUUGAUUCCUGGACAAGUAACUUCACAAUGUGAAGUACAAAUUCUUAUGGUAUGUAGUAAAUUGAGAUAUGAACAAUACCUAGAACAUGCAUCAGUUCAAAAAAUGGGUGGACUAGAAGACACAGCAGCUGCUUUGAAGGAUAUAAUUGAUAUGAAUCUAAGCUACAAGAGUGAUGUCAGCAAAUUUCCAUUGAAACCAACUAGACAGGUUCUUCUGACUGGUCCUCCUGGUUGUGGCAAAACAUCGUUGGUUAAACAAAUUGCAUCAGAGUGCGGUGCCACCUUACUAACAGUUUUAGGGUCCGAAACAACUAGUUCUAGGCCUGGUGCUUCUGAGGAAGCUUUGAAAAAAAUAUUCAAUGAUGCUGCAAUUUUAGCUGGAGAGCAUGAAACCGGUUUAUGCAUACUUUUGCUAGAUGAAGUGGAUGCUCUGUGCUCGCGUAGAGACUUUUCUAAAACUUCAUCUCAAUCAGUGAGAAGUACAGUUCAGUUCCUCUCUCUGCUUGAGCAAGCAGACUCAACACCAGGGCUGGUUGUUAUUGCAACUACAAACAAAGUUAAUAGCCUUGAUCCAUCAGUUCGACGGCCAGGAAGAUUAGAAACUGAGAUUUUCAUCAAUGUGCCAUCUCAGCACCAAAGAGAAAGUAUUGUGAGAGUAAUCCUGAGUACUACACUGCUGAAGACUGUUGACAUUGACCCAAUUGCAAAAUAUGUUGCUUCAAUCACCCCUGGAUAUGUUGGAGCUGAUUUAGCCCUUGUUUUUCAAGAGGUGUCACUUGAAAAUUAUCGCAGAAGCUGUAAUCAGACUUCUGAAACUUGUCAGGAAAUCCCAUCUCUAAGGUGGUGCUCUAGUUUCAAACGAGCUGUCUCUAAAAUAAAACCAUCAGCUUUGCGUAGUGGGCUGGGAGUAGUGCUAACAACACCAACUAGCAUGGAUGGUAUUGGAGGUCUUCAAACAGUUAAAAAUGAAUUAAGAGUUGCCAUUGAGUGGCCAUUAACUCAUCCCGAUGCAUUUGCUAGGAUGGGACUCCCACACCCUAAAGGAAUUCUUCUCUAUGGUCCCCCUGGUUGUGCAAAGACCAGUAUAGCCAAAGCGCUAGCAUCUGCUACAAAUACCACGUUUCUUUCUGUGUCUGCUGCUGAUUUGUUUUCGCCCUAUGUUGGUGAAGCGGAAAGAACAGUAUCUGAACUAUUCCAUCGUGCCCGUACUGGCGCUCCCUCAAUUCUUUUCAUUGAUGAACUUGAUGCUUUGGUUGGUUGUCGUGGAGAUAAAGAAACAGGGGCCCAAGAACGCGUGCUUUCAGCUUUUUUAACAGAAAUUGAUGGUGUAGGAGUAAAAUUGGAGGGGCCCUCCGCAGGGUGUGAUGAAAAGAUGCUUUUAGAGGCUAGCCCUGUUUGCAGUUUAGGGGAACAAAAUGAGGAGUCACAACUUAAAAAGAAAGUCAAUAAUGUGGGAGUCAUCAUCAUUGCUGCAACUAAUCGACCAGACAUGAUUGACAGUGCUCUUUUGAGACCAGGUCGAUUUGACAAAUUACUUUAUGUUCCUGCUCCAAAUGCUAAUCAAAGACUUGAAAUUUUGCAGUGUGUCACAAGAAAUAUGCCAGUAGACAAUGACGUAGAUCUAAGACACAUUGCUGAAAACACUCCUUUAUAUUCUGGAGCUGACCUAUCAAAUUUGUGCAAAGAGGCUGCUCUUUGUGCGCUCUCUAUGGAUGGAAUGUCAGUCACAAAACUGAAUCUAAAUCACUUUCAAACUGCUCUCCAAAGAACCCGACCAUCUCUCACUAAGGACCAAAUUAUGUGGUACGAAGAAUUUAAUAAAAAAAAUUGAAUGUUCCAAUAUGAAUUUGAUAAUAAUUCUGUGACUGAACUUUUCUAUUUGCUUUUAUUAAGUUUUACAAUUUAAAAAAAUAAAUUUUGAUAUACUUAUAAAAUA